Messenger RNA from Psylliodes chrysocephalus, 2706 nucleotides. The record is from the annotation of a GenBank genome assembly. NCBI's taxonomy places the organism in Eukaryota, Metazoa, Arthropoda, Insecta, Coleoptera, Chrysomelidae.
AUGAUAGAAAGCAACAAUAAUGUACCUUCAGGCUCUUAUGUAACAGCUGCAAAAUCAAGACCUAAACCAGUCUUCCCAAAAAAGGAACAAGCAAUAGUUAUCCAUUCACACCAGAAUCUCGUUCUUUUCGAUUAUGUUAAGGCUAUUGGUGAUUUAGUCAGUCCAAAAAAUGUUUGCUUUGCCUCAAAAAUUUCAAACCACAGAAUUUGUAUCUAUCUAUCAAAAACUGAGCUGGUCGACCAACUCAUAAGGGAUCACCCAACUAUAUACGUAAACUCACUGGCUUUACCAAUAAGAAGAUUAGUUACUCCAGCGAAGCGAAUAUUAAUAUCGAAUGUAUGCCCCUCAAUACCUGAUGAACUAGUUGAAAAAGCUUUAAUUGAUUUUGGACUUCAUCUAGUUUCACCCAUAUCUUUCCUGAAAGCAGGCAUCCCAGGAGAUGAAUAUGCACAUAUCAUGAGCUUCAGACGGCAGGUUUAUGUCACCCCAACUAACGACAACUUUGAGCUUCAAACAUCUUUGCUAUUAACACACGAUAACACUGCAUACAGAAUUUUUUUGUCCACGGACAGAAUGGAAUGUUUCCUCUGCAAACAACAUGGACACAUAGCUACUAAGUGCCCAAAUACAAAUACAACCACUCCCUCUCUCUCACAGAACUCUCAACCAAUCCAAGUAUCUAACACAAUCUCCACAACUUUAACAGAUUCUCAACAAAAUGAAAUGCCACCUCCAUCUUCGCAUGACGCAACAGUCAUCACCUUGCCUAUUACACCUACAGAAGAUAACCAGUUAACAUCAUCAUUUAUAACUCCUAGUCAAAAAAGACCCCACUCGCCCUCCUGUGAUACAAUUUCUCUCUGUGAAUCACAAAGUGUUGAUGGACUUGAUGUCAAUGUUAACAUUAUGCCUCCUCCAAAAAUUCCACCCACCAACUGUAAUGACACCACCAAGGCUAUUAAAAAGAGGGCAAGGAAGGAAUCAUCAGAAGAAUUGAGCUUAUCGGAUAGCACGAAGGACGCCAUUCAUAACCUACAUAAGGCAACUCCGAAAGAUUUCACUCUUUCUGCAGAUCACAUAAUAUCUUUCCUCGAAAAUUCUUUUGGAAGCAUAAACCUAAAUGGCAUGACAAUGGGAGCGACCGUAGUAUGGAUAUCACCAGUAGCUUCAAAGUUAAGUACCUACAAUUCUGAACAAAACCCUUUUGGAAUGCCCAUAACGACAUUGGAACUUUCACUCAUAGGAUCUUUGUCGCAAACUGGAAUGGUACUAGGGCCCUUUCUACUAGAAAGACUCUUCGAUCAAUUUGGAAGAAAAAGAUCUUUAAAUAUAUUGUCUGUGAUCCUAGUAGCUUGUUAUGUGUCUCUAGCAUUCUCAAGGCACAUUUAUUUAUACUACGUAUUGAUUUUUUUAAUAGGAAUUCUAAUAGGCGGAAAUACUAUAGCAAUAUACAUGUAUAUUAGCGAAAUUACAGAAGAUCAUAAUCGAGGAAGAGUUAGUUGUUAUGGUGGAUUGUUUAUGCCGCUAGGUAAUUUAUAUGGAUUCUUACUGGGUCCCUUUCUCUCAGUAAAGAUUUUUACGUUAUUGUGUAUUCUUCCAUCGUUGUUUAUGAUAAUCGUUUCCGAAUUAUUUUUGCCAGAAUCUCCGCAGUAUUUAAUUAGCCAAGGUAAGAGAGAAGAAGCCCGAAAAACUAUAAAGAAACUAUUAGGAUCAAAUCAAUCAAGGACUGAAGAAGUUGCUGCCGAUAUCGAGUUUAAUGUGUGUAAAACAAAAGAAGCAAACACAAGUAAUAUUAAGGAAUUAUUUACAAAUAAGAGUUCCCGAAAUGGGUUGACGAUUUGUUGUAUUUUAAGCUCUAUCACAGCAUUUUCCGGAAUUCCAGCUAUUAUGUCUUAUUUACAGUUAAUUUUUGAAACGGCUGGAACGGAUAUUUCCGCUUCUACUUGCACUGUUAUUAUAGGAGUUUUACAAAUAUUUUGUUAUUUUACAGCUUCAGUUUUAGUGGAAAAAUGGGGUAGACGAUCGUUAUUAUUAUGUUCAGCAAUUAUCACGACAAUUCCUCUUUCUAUUUUAGGUGUAUAUUUUUGUUUAAUUAAUAUCGGUUCUCCUAUUGUCGAUAAUGUAAGAUGGGUACCUAUUGUUGGUAUAAUGUUGUUAAUGAUAACCGCGAUUACUGGAAUUUGUUCUGUGCCUGUAGCGUAUUUGAACGAAGUAUUUAUUAGCGAUGUCAAAUCAAUAGCUAUGUCUUUUGUUUAUUUUACUAGCGGUAUAAUAUCAGCUGGUUUAGUUUUUCUGUUUCCCAUCAUGAUGGAAACAAUAGGUUUAUACAGCAGUUUUUGGAUAUUCGCUGUGCUUUGUAUAUUCUCAUUUGUGUUUGUAUAUUUUAAAGUUCCUGAAACGAAGGGAAUAUGGUCCGGUCCAAAAGAAAAUGCAGCGACGAGCAAAGGAAACAAAAACAACGAGAAGCUGUCAAGAGGUUUCGUGAGAAAACACGAAAUAAUUCCAACAAAUAUAAAGAGGCAAAGCGUAAAGAACGGAAACGUUAUUACAAUAGAAAAUAAGCUAGUAAAAUUAAAUCUAUUUUACAAAUGUCAUACCGAGAACGCAGUCAACAACGAAAAGAGUGGCGAAAAAAGAAGGAACGUUAAUACAUCAAAGAUUGGAAGAAAAAAAUGCUCCUCCAACGCCUCAUCCUAUGUUGGAUGA